AUGUUUACUCCUAAUGCGGAUUAUGGGCUUCGUGCAAGUAUUUGUCAAUGUUUGGGAGUGCAGGAGGUGGAUAAUCACGGUAAUUAUCUUGGCGUGCCUUCGGUCAUUGGCAUAGAUAAGAAAUUAAUUUUUAAUUAUGUGGUUGACAAAGUGGCGAAGCGUAUCCAAGGAUGGAAGACAAAAUUUCUUUCUAAGGCUGGGAAAGAUAUUCUUUUGCGUACUGUUGCACAGUCAGUUCCCAAUUAUAUUAUGUCAUUGUUUUUGUUACCGGUGGAUACUUAUAAAGAUAUUGAGACUAUAAUGAAUGGUUUCUUUUGGGGAAAUGAGAAAGACACUGGUGGUGGUAUAAGGUGGUUUCGACGGAAACAGUUUGCAGUUCUAAAGGGUUGGAGGCUUUUGAAGUAUCCUAAUACUUUGGCUUCUAAAGUUUUAAAGGCGAAGUAUUUUCCCCAUUUUGAUUUUUUCCAAGCUCCUGUGGGUAAUGGUCCGAGUAAGAUUUGGAGAAGUAUUUGUGCUUCUCGCUCUAUUUUAACUUAUGGCUGCAGGCGACAGAUUGGGGAUGGGCGUUCCACUCACAUUUGGACUAAUUCUUGGAUUUUAGAAGCAGGUGAUCUUUAUAUUCGGACUGAGGUUGCUAAGAACAUAACUUUUGUUAGGGUUUCCGAUUUGAUUUUGAAUAGGACGUGGAAUGCCAAGUUAAUUUGGACUCAUUUUCAGCAGCAUGAUUCUGACAACAUUUUGCGUAUUCCUUUAUCUCUUAGGGAAUGCGAUGAUGAUUGGUGCUGGGCUUUAAAUCGAAAGGGUGAGUAUGUUGUGAAGGAAGGCUAUCGGGUGGCAAUGGAGGAUAAUCUUGCUGAUGUAUCUAACCAUAGUUUUCCAUGGCAUCUCAUAUGGAAAGUUGCUAUUCCAGCUAAGGUAAAGCUUCUCAUUUGGCGUAUUUUACGAAAUGCUUUGCCUUGUAAACAUAAUCUUCGAGUUUGUCAUAUGGAUAUUGAUGAGUGUUGCCCCGUUUGUGGUGUUGGUAUGGAAACAAACUUUCAUGUUCUCUAUUGUUGCUCUUUUGCAAGAUCUUGUUGGUUGCUGUCAAAUUUAGGUUGGAUAUCUUUUUCUUCUCUCAACACUAUGUUGUCUUAUGUUCUUACUUCAUUGUCUGUGUCUCAACGUGAAGAGGUUUUUAUGUUGAUAUGGAGCUUGUGGACACACCGUAAUGAUGUUGUAUGGAAUCAGAUUUUUCAGCAGCCUAUUUACGUGGUUAAUAGGGCUAGAGCAGUGUUGGAAGAAUGGCAGCUGGCUCGGUUACAUUUUAGAGUUACAGAUUCUGGUACUAAACCACUAGCUGCAGCAGCUAAUGGUUCAUAUAGGUUGGGAAUGGUGGUCCGAAAUUCAUUGGGGUACUGUUGUGAAGGUCAACUUAUGGUCGUGCCUGGUUUAAUGGAUCCUCUAUUGGGUGAAGUGUUAUGUUUUAGGGAGGCAUUGAGCUGGUUGAAGUCUAACAAUUAUUUUCCAGUUUGUGUGGAGACGGAUUGUGAGCUGAUUGUUAACGCUUUGAAUUCUUCACACUCUGAUUCUUCACACUCUGAUUCUUCAUAUUUUGAGUUGAUGAUUAAUGAUUGUAAGGAUCUUCUUCAUGAGCUGUAG
This is a messenger RNA of Manihot esculenta (cassava), 1638 nucleotides long. RefSeq lists its product as uncharacterized. Lineage: Eukaryota; Viridiplantae; Streptophyta; Magnoliopsida; Malpighiales; Euphorbiaceae. The transcript has 3 exons. The record is from RefSeq and is a predicted model, not a curated record. The coding region runs from base 1 to 1638 and encodes 545 amino acids. Gene Ontology annotation, molecular function: RNA-DNA hybrid ribonuclease activity; nucleic acid binding.